Molecule: messenger RNA, 40951 nt
Organism: Homo sapiens (human)
Lineage: Eukaryota; Metazoa; Chordata; Mammalia; Primates; Hominidae
Gene: LYPD6
Product: LY6/PLAUR domain containing 6
Exons: 8
Coding region: 37148-37663 (171 amino acids)
Cellular component (GO): synapse; membrane raft; extracellular region
Molecular function (GO): acetylcholine receptor inhibitor activity; acetylcholine receptor regulator activity
Source: RefSeq, a predicted model, not a curated record
CCCGCCGCUGCAAGACCACGCUAGGCCUUUCAGCCAUCCACCCCGACAACCCAGGGAAGGGACCAUCCACCCACAGAGUUGGGAUUUGGCCUGGGCUUGACUUGGCGACCUGUUUUUCUCUCCGGUAACAGCAGUUCCGUUGAUUCACAUUUGGCUAAGCGUUCAGUUACAACCUAAAGCUCACUAUCUGACGGUCUGACUCGCUCUGACCCCCACCAUAUCCUCACUAUCUCUACCGCUGCCCUCCUCCAGUCCCCUCUCCCGCCCCAGUAUCUGCCCUGCUCCUCACUGCGGGGCUCAAAACUUGGUGUUUGAGCAUGAUUGCCUUCGGUGUGGUCCUUGGCAUUUUCAAGUGUCACAAUCACAUCCCGUUUCCUAGAGGACUCCAAAGACUUGUUAUAAUGGGAUCGGGGGAGAGAAUUGGGUGGGGGGGAAUGGAAGAGGGUCUUUGGUAGUCACUUGUUGGAAGAACAGCAUUGACCUCCCAGAGCAUAUGACAAAAAGAAUGUUAAGCUUCUUUCUAUGGUAACCUACCCAAGGUGUGACCUCCAAAAUUCAAUUUUCUUUGUGGGAGGCAAGGGAGUUUAGAUUCUCCAGGGGGAAGCUUAUUUCUUGUUAAAUUGACUUGCGGUGACAUACACACUGUUCUGCUCUGCUCUGGCCAGCCAUUGCAGAUGCCAUGAUAUUAUUAGAGCAAUUCCCUUAAAGCCAUUACAUUUUCUUUCGAGUGAGAGGAACUCGAGCUAGCUGUUUAAAAUUUUGGAUCUGCACCUUAUUUCUCUAGAAGACAUUAAUGGUUACUGUAUAUGCGCUCACGUGUACCAAGUUUGCAAAAGGUAUUUGUGCAAUCGCCCAUGAAAUGGGUUAAUGCACAUUUAUGUUAAACCCAUUUAAAUGUAAAACAUCUAUCUGUUUUCAAUUUUAGUUUCCACCUCGACCAAAGGCACCAGACUGAAAUAAGACUUAAAAGAGGCUUCCUUGUUUAAAUAGAGGUUUAUAGAACUCUAGUCCUGAGAGCACACAGUAAGCUUUCUGAGCUUGUAGGCACACAAAGCUUGUUAAAAAUUGUGAAAUGGUUCCUUGAGUUAGAAAUAAUGGAAAUGCUUCCAGACCAAUUAAGACAGACAAUUGAUGAAGCUACACUCUCAAGCUGUUGACAGUCUUUGUAAGGUGAAUGUUUAUAGUACAUAAUGCAUAAAUCGGGCUGAUUCUAGGCAAAUAAUAUCAAGUAAAAAACCAUACCAUGUGUUGUAUCAUACUGGAUAGUUUAUAUGGCAUAUUGAAAUCUACUAUUAAAGUGUCUGAGGAAAUCAUAUCUUUAUCAUCCCCAUUUCACAGAUGAAACAACUGAGGCUUUCAAAGAUUGACUUUUCCAAGAUCAAUAGCAGAGUUCAGUCAAGUGUUUUUCAAAUUCUUUCCUACCUCACCCGUUCCCUUCCUUCCUUCCUUUUUGGUGUUUACCUACUUCUUUGUUGUUUACCUACUUCUGAUUUCUGCACCUCUUUUUACUGUUUAACCCAUAGCUUGAGGGACCAUUGUGAAUCAUCCCCAAAAGGCUUUGCUGUCUGCUCAAUAUCAUUUAGCUCCCACUAAGGUGAGGGCUGAUAAAGAAUUAAGGUGAAAACUAGGAAUAGUUUUAAAGAGCUACCCUUUUCAAAGAGAUACGUUAUUUUUGCUAAUGAGUUGUUAAAGGUACAUAUAAUCAAACCCCUAAAGGAUGAUGUCCUAAUUGUAAUGUUUCAGAAAGACAAGUAACAGUAGGAGAGAUGUGUGAGAAAUAUGUAAGUCUCCUAUUUUAUAAACACACUCCUUAUAAGCUCUGUAGACGAUUAACAAUAGAAAUAAUAAAUGAAUAUCUCAUUAGUGCUAUUCUUAUUUUAAAAAGAAUUGACAAAAUAGAUGACUUAAAUAAAAUCAGAACUACUCUGGAAACACAAAAAGCACCCACUUAUCAAAAGUCCUGAAAUCCUCAUUGACUAGUGUACAAAUGUAGCAGAAGACAUUGGUUAGAGAGAAAUCAUAUUUUUACUUGCAAAGCUAGCAAUAAGAAGCGUACAGAUAUCUGCCUAUCUGAUUAUUUUUUAAGGGCUCAUCAUCUGCAAAUCUUUUCUUGGAAAAUGAUUGCUUACAAUAUUUACUUGUGUCAUUGCAUACUAUUUAUUAAUGAGAUUAAUCUCAUUUGCAAUAACGUGGUUAAGUGUUGAGCUUACUACUAGUAAGUCUUGGUUAAGUAUGUGGGCUUUGGAUUCAAGUCUUGUCUUCACAUACACUAACUGUGGGACUUCAAAAAAUGAUAGAACUUCUCUGUGCUUUAGUUUUCUUAUGUGUAAAGCAUGAAUAAUGCACCUACCUCAUGCAGUUUUUAAAAUUUAUUCAUGCAGCAAAUAUUCAGCAAUUGCCUAUUAGGUACCAGCUCUGCUCUAGAUGCUAGGGAUACAUGUGCAAACUCCUUGCUAAUGAAGUUUACCGUCUGGUGCCUGAAAUCUAAUGACACAAUGCAUUUAAAAUGCUUGGGAUGGGACCUUACACCUACCAAAUGCCCCGUUAUUGUUAGCUGUUGGUAUCAUACAUUCUUUCAGGAACUGUUCAGAGUGCCUACCAGAUGUAACACAGAUUGCAGCAUGUAAUGAUGAAUGAUAUGUGUUUCAAUUCAAUUAAGUCUUCUAAUGGAAGAGGGGACUCCAAAGAAGGACAUCAAGAGUAUAAUCAGUCUCUAAAAGGGAAUUCAAUGCUGAUAUGUUAGGGAAGAAAUGAAAAGAAAUACUUAAUUUACCCAUAAGAAAGUGGGAAGCAUACGAAUUACCUUAUAGAAACCCAAAAGUGAUAAGAAAAACAAGUCUUGUACCCAAGCUCUGUAAAACACUAAACUCAUAGUGAAAACACAUAGGGAAAGUAAAGAAAAGAAAAAGAAAGCUUACCUGGAUACAUGUAAUGAAAAAGGAAAAUUUGAAGGGUCAGUUUAUUAAAUUGACCUUAUGAAGGGCAACAGAUCCCAGGCAUACUAGAAAUGGGAUAACCAAAAGUGAAUUUGUUAAAAAAAAAUCCUUGCAAUGGAUUUCCAAAACGAUAAUGAAAGUCCCUUAAAUACUGUGAAAUAAGGAUUGUGGAACUACUCAUCUUUCAUCAUACCAAACAUGUACUGGGAGAUAAAAAGAGAUAAAACAGCGUGUAAAUGAAUUCUUUGCUUCUGUUUUUGCUGAGUAAUAUUCCUACACCCAGGCUUUCUCAAGCAAUACACACAUUGGAGGUAAUAGAUCAAGAAGUGGCAAGUGCUGAGGAUAUUCCAGACCUAAUCAGCAGACUAAUUACAGAUAAAUCACCAAGACUAGAUGGCCUUCACCUAAGUAUAUUGAAGAAGCCUGGUGUGUACGUGACAGCAAUCUGGGGUAUUGCUGGGGGAUUGACUGGUGUCCUUGGGGGCUCCAGUCAGGGGAGGGGUUUCCAGAAGGACUGGGGGCCAAGAAACCAGACCCGUGUCCCUGUGGAUGAUUGGGAGAUGGAUAUUCAAAGUAAACACAGAUUACAGCAAGUAACGAUUUUUUUUUUUUUUUUCUGAAGAAGGGGGAUUGACGUAUUAGAGUUAAAAAAGGAAAAUACAGUCAUGCACCUCAUAACAAUGUUUGGGUCAAGAAUGCACUGCUUAUAUGAUGGUGGUCCCAUACGAGUAUAGUGGAGCUGAAAAAUUCCUAUCACCUAGUGACAUCUUAGCUGUGGUGAUGUCGUGGCACAACACAUUACUUACCUGUGGUAAUGCUUGUGUAAACACACUUACUGUGUUACCAGUCUUAGAAGAGUAUAGCACGUACAAUUAUGUACAGUACAUACUACUUGAGAAUGAUAUUAAACACCUAUGUUACUGAUUUAUGUAUUUACUGUUAAUGCAAUUUAUCAUUAUCUUAGAGAGAACUCCUACUUAUUUUUUUUUUUAAAGUGAACUGUAAACAGCCUCAGGCAGGUCCUUCAGGAGGUAUUCCAGAAGAAAGCAUUGUUAUCAUAGGAGAUGUCAGCUCCAUGCGUGUUAUUGCCCCUGAAGACCUUCCAGUGGGACAAGAUGUGGUGGUGGAAGACAGUGAUAUUGAUGAUCGUAAUCCCGUAUAGGCCCAGCCUAAUGUGUGUGCUUAUGUCUUAGUUUUUAACAAAAAAUUUUAAAACAUGUUUUCAUUUAAUAGAAAAAAAGCUUACAGAAUAAGGAUUUGAAGAAAAUAAGUUUGUACCAUGUGUUUGUGUUUUAAGCUAAGUGUUAUUACAAAGGAAUCAAAAAGUUAAAACAUAUAAAAGUUUGUAAAAUAAAAAAAUUACAGUAAACUAAGGUUAAUUUAUCAUUGAAGAAAGAAAAAAUGUUAAAGUAAAUUUAGGGUAGCCUAAAUGUAGUAUUUAUAAAACCUACAGUAGUCUACAGUAACGUCCUCAGCCUUCACUUCUACUUCCCACUCACUCACUUGCCACUCACUCACUCACCCAGAGCAACUUACAGUCCUGCAAGCUCCAUUCAUGGUACGUGCCCUAUAUAGGUGUAUCUUUUUUCUUUUAUACCGUAUUUUUAUGGUACCUUUUCUAUGUUUAGAUACACACAUACUUACUAUUGUGUUACAGUUGCCUGUAGUAUUUAGUGCAGUAACAUACUGCAGAGGUUUGUAGCCUAGGAACAAAAGGCUAUACCAUAUAACUUAGGUGUGUAGUAGGCUAUACAUCUAGGCUUGUGUAAAUAUACUCUGUGAUGUUCACACAGUGACAAAAUCACCUAAGAUGGCUCUCUCAGAACAUAUCUCCAUUGUUCAGUGAUACAUGACUAUAUGUUUGUUGCCAAGUGUUGCAGGAAAUAUAUUUUAAUGUUUCAGAAAGCCUAACCAGGUUUCCGAUUCCAGUUCCCUCCUCAUUCAUGACCUUUUCUUAUGAAUGGGAAAUUGGCUAAGGAAACAAAAAACAAAAAAUGGAGAUCAAUAGGUAUAUCUCUGAGUGGACAAAUAGCCUCUUCCAGGAAGUAGUUUGGGGAUGGUCUAAUUUAACACUUUUGUAAAUGCUUAUGGGUGAUAUGCAGUUCUUACGGUAAGUAAAAACCAAGCUGCUAAAGUUGAACUAUAGAAAUAACUUAAAAGAUCAUCUAAAUAGGAAGAAAAAUAAUAGAAGAUUAAAGUCAAAAUGGAAGAUUGAAGAUAAGUGUACUUGGAAAAAGCAAUCCCAAGAACAUUUAUAGGAGAUAGUUUUAAAUUCUGUUCCCAUCAGCAGAUAGCAUAGCUGGCUAGUAGUCUCUCAGCUCUCUAAAACACAUGUGUCCACCAAGUUAAAGUCAGUGUUAGAAAAAGUGUAGGUUAUAAAACUCUGUAUUAAUGUGAUGCUAUUUUAAAAAUAUAUAUGGCUGAAUAAGUUUAUAUAAAUAAACCCUCUCUAUUUGUUCAUCUGUGUGGAAAGAAAUACAUCAAAAUAUUAACAGUGACUCUCUCUAAGUAAUAUGGGAUUGGAAGUGAUUUUUAUUAUCUUCUUUUACCUGUGUUCUCCAAAUUUUCUAGAUUAAACACAUAUUCUUAUAAGACAAAACAUUAUGAAAAUAAGAUUUAGUAUUAUAACCUCAGGUUUCAUGUAGUGUUAAUAGAAAGAAAGCUCAUUUGAUUAUUAUUUCUAUGUCUUCUGAAAAUCUGUAGUUGAAAAUUUUUUUGCCUUUUUCUCCCCUCUGAAUUCCCCAUGUAAAAAGGGCAGCAUGUUGAAAUAACGUGUGUGUGUGUGUGUGUGUGUGUGUGUGUGUUUGGUGUUAGGAAAAAAUGUGGUUGAUGUGCUUUUUAAAAUAGAACUAGGAAAUGUAAAAAGAUUUCGUUUUUACAUUCAAUGGAUUUUACAUUCAAAUCCAUAACUCAGGAUUUGAAGAACAAAGUUAUAGAAGCAUUGCUGAUUUCUUUCUAGACUGUAAGCGCUAUGAGGACAGGCACCGAAUCUGUUUCUUUCCUUUCUGACUGUGUAGUGCUUGCCUUGGUGUCUAGCACAGAAGACUCUCCCAGUAAAUACGUUGGAAUGUUUUGAAUUGAAUGAUAGGAUUAAAAACUCUGAUAAGCAUGUAGAAAUUUGAAAUAAGAGUUUCUAGGGCCCAUUGUAUCCUCUGAGGUCAUAUGAUUCACUCACGUUUUAGUUUGUUUCUCUGUAAGUUAUCCUGGCAGUCUUUGUAUUAUAUGACCCCUGGGCCACAAAAGUGGUUUGUGCUGGUCAUCUGGGAUCCUCUGGCUUAUUCUCAAGUUUUGAUCCAGCUCCUGCCACUUGCAUCCAUCUCUCAUUUCAGUUGGUUUUGUGCUUUGGGGCUGGUGUUUUGUUUCUUUCCUUGGCUCUGGAUUUUGUCUCUCUUUCAGCCUUUGGCUUGGGUUCAUCAUCUUUUUCUCCCACUGUGGACACCAGUGUAUAUAAUCCCAGUUAGCUCUGGCCCCCUUUAAAAAAAAAACUUAUAUUUUAGGUUCAGGGGUACAUACACAGGUUUGUUAGAUAGGUAAAUUGCAUGUCACAGGGAUUUGGUGUACAGAUUAUUUCCUCACCCAGGAAAUAAGCAUAGUUCUCAAUAGGUAAUUUUUCAUUCCUCACUCUCUUCCCACCCUUUACCCUCAAGUAGACCCCAGUGUUUGUUGUUCUCUUCUUUGUGUCCACGUGUUCUCAAUGUUUAGCUCUCACUUAUAAGAGCAUGUGGUAUUAGGUUUUCUGUUCUUGGAUUAGUUCACUUAGGAUAAUGGCCUCCAGCUUCAUCCAUGUUGCUGCAAAGUACGUGAUCUCAUUUUUAUGGCUGCAUAGUAUUCCGUGGUGUAUAUGUACCACAUUUUUUUUAAUCCAGUUUACUGUUGAUGAGCAUUUAGGUUGAUUCCAUGUAUUUGCAUUUAGGUUGAUUCCAUGUAUUUGCUAUUAUGGAUAGUGUUGCAACGAACAUACACAUUCAUGUGUUUUUAUGUAGAACAAUUUGUAUUCCUUUGGGUAUAUACCCAAUAAUGGGAUUGCUGGGUCAAGUGGUAAUUCUGUUUUAAGUUCUUUGAGAAAUUGCCAAACUGCUUUCCACAGUGGCUGAUCUAAUUUACAAUUCCACCAGCAGUGUAUAAGAGUUCCCUUUUCUCUGCAACCAUGUCAGCAUCUUUUAUUUUUUGGCUGACCCUUCUUGAUAAGCUAGAAUCUUUUAAAGAGUGGUUUAUACCACAAACUAUUAAAUAUUAACAAUUGAAUAUUACUGUGGUCUGAAUAGUGGCAUACCUCCAAAAUUAUGUGUUGGAACAUAAUCCCCAAUGUAAUAGUAUCAAAAGGUGGGGCCUUUUGGACAGAGCCCUCAUGAGUGGGAUUAGUGCCUUUAUAAAAGAGGUUGAAAGGAGCUCCCUUGUUUCUUCUGCCAUGUGAGGACACAGCAACAAGGUGCCAUCCAUGAGGCAGAGAAUGAGCCCUCACCAGACACCAGAUCUGCUGGUAUUGUCAUCUUGGACUUCUCAGCCUUCAGGACUGUGAGCAAUAAAAUUCUGUUAUUUAUAAAUUACCCCGGCUAAGGCAUUUUAUUAUAGCAGCCUGAUGGACUAAGACAAAUAUUAACACCUGAUCCCCAGAAGGGAUCUAGGAGUCAUUGUAGAUUGUUCUCCAAUAUUAGCUUAAUAAGGCACUGUAGUCAGAUUAUUCAGUAAUAUCCCUGGUAUUGUCAGCAGGAGUCUUGGCAGAAGAACAGAAAAUUUUAUGUUGUUUUUACAUAAAAUCUGGUAUAUAUGUUACAACAUGCAACCCUUAUUGUCAUUUUCAAGAAAGACAGAUAGGGAGGAAUUGGAUAAGAGCAAUAACAUGGUCAAGCCAGUGCCCAGGACUUUGAGUGAGGACUUAGGGGAAGUAGCUAUUUUCUGACGACAGAAUGUAAAUAGAACUCUGGCUUGGAAGAUAAAGACUCAAGGGAUAGGAGCCUAGUGUAUACAUUAUGAAGGUCACUGCCUGCUAGAGAGUCUUCUUUAACUAAUCCGACUCCAAGACUAACACAGACCAACCCAAAGACUACGUAUAACCAGAAGGCCAUAGGGCAGGAACUCCUGCUUGCCAUCAGGUGCUUCUCUUUGAGGGAGUUCUUGAAAUGGUCCACGGCUCAGGUGUGAAGAGAUGAGAUCUAUAUUGGACAGGUUCUGGAGCCAUCGUGGCUUAGAAGCCUCAUUCCCCUAGGAGUUGAUAUCUCUUGUAACUCCAUAGACAAAGCUUCCAAGGUCUCAUAGGGAUGUGCCCAGUUUCCAGAAUCAUGGCCCUCAGGGAAGCCCCAAGCAUGGUGUCCUAUCAGGUAAUUUUAGUUUUCAACCAGCCUACCAAUUACAGUCAUAGCUGUAACUUGUUACUAUGACGUUUUUACUCUUAUCAGGUUGCUACAAUAAAACAGCUAGACAGAUACCCAAAGUCAAAUUCUCAUGCACAGUUACAAGUAGAGUGAAUUUGCAUUAUUUUUCACAAAAAUUAAAAACUAGAACUAGAAUACAUCUGUUGAUAUCUGAAAACAAGGGAUUUUAGACAGAAAGCAAUGAGGUCAGACUAUGUAAUACCCCUACCUCCUGUCCUGCAUUCCCCCCUGCUCAUCCUUAUUCUCUGGACAAGAGGAUGCAAAGUAAAAUUAAAAAUAGGUUCAAAAGUGUUUAGGUGUAUGCGUGAGUAAUUACCACAUAAUGGAUUGUUAGGCAAAACGAAAGUAUUGGGUGUAAAAUCUUCAUCUUUUGCUAGAAUUUUUAUUGAAUUCUUUUAAUUCAGAUUCCUGAUCACCUAACCGAAUGAAUUCACAACAACUUUUGCAGCAGUUAUGACUUGUUCUCAGCCAUAGAUAAAGGAAUUCGUAAACCCAGGAUUGUCCUACUAUUUCUGCCUUUUCUUUUGGAAAUCAUUAUUGCUACUUGAACUACCAAAAAAAGUAUAUUUAAGCAUUCCAGGUGAUUAAAUAACAAUGCAGUUAGUGUGUUUUUGUAGUAGGAUUUUGGGUAAACAUUUUCAAAAAAUAUUUAAUAUUUUUAUGACCUAAAAAAGCAGGAGAGAUAAAGGUUAUUUUAAGCACAAUUUUUAGUGCCUUGUAGUAUAACAUAUUAGCCCAGAUGUACAUGUUACUUAAAUUUCUAUCAAGAUAUCUAGAAAUACUAGUUCUUUUAUGCUGUUACAGAACUUUAGAUAAUAUAAUCAUUUACUUGCACUUAUAAUAACAGCAUUUAUUACCCUCUACUUUUACUUACAUGGUUUUUCAUCCACAGGACUCUACCUGCUUGUGAGAGAUUAUGUUAAUUUUCCAUUGGCAGAGAGGCAAUGUAGAGGGAAGGUUGGAGGUCUGGGCUCUCCUGUAGUGUAAUUCUGCCUCCACCAGUUGCUACCUGUGUGACCUUGGGCAAGUUAUUUAGUUUCCUCCAAUUUUACCGGCUACACCAUUAACUAGCUGGCUGACCUUUAGCCAGUAGGUCACCCACUGGGCAUCAUUUGCUUCAGCUGUACAAAUCAAAAGGCUUUACUAAAUUCCCAGAUGUGUAGGAACCAACAUAUAGUUUUUGACAUUUAAAAUUACCCAUUAAUGCUGAUCUAAUAAAAUUGCUUUGAUUAACUGAAAGUGUGGCAUAAUAUUGGUAUAUAGACUAAAAUAAAUAAACAUUCAAGAAUUCUUGUCUUCUAAGAACAUGAGACCUCUAAUAAAUAAUUUAAAAGGUGUAGCACAUCCCCCCAGAAUAUAUUUUCUUGCUAUGUAGAUCUUCACUGUUCUUUGACUCGCCAUGUGGAAUACAUUUAAUUUCUUAGAAAAUUUUCAAUCUUGGAGAAAAAAAUUCACUUUCAAGUGUUCUAAAAAUAUUGCCAUUUAAAAAUACUGACUUUAAUAGAAGUAAUAUCCUGCGUUUAUAUAGUGGCUUUUCAUGGAAGAUCAAAGGAAUGGUAUUAGAAGUACAUGGUUUUUCUUUUAUGUAUAACUUCAUAGGAGAAUUUUCUUUUGUUGAGUUCUUUUAAUUCAGAUUCCCGAUCUGAAUUAAAAGAACUACCCGAGUGAAUUCACAAAAAGUUUGCAGCAGUUGUGCCUUUUUCUCAGUCAGGUGUGUCCUUGGUCAGGGGUGUCCUUCCAUCCAUUAUUCCACAAUUUACAAUGCUUCUCAUCCUUCAAAGCCUAGUUCAAUGCAGCCUCCCCAAAGAUGCCUUUUCUCCUGAUUCCCUCAUCAGUGUAAAUUUUGCUCUUUUACGUAUACCUGUAUUUUGUAGUAACAUAUUCUUUGUUACAUUCUCUACAUUCUCUUGUUACCUGUAUUUUUAGUCUUAUUUCUCAUGGAUGCCAACAUGAACAUAAUGUUUUGCAUAGAGUAAGCCCUCAGUCAAUAUGCUUAAUAGAAUAAUGCCUUUCAUAGAGAAAAGCUGUAAAGAUCUGGGGGGAAUCACAAAGGAUUGCAUCUUAGACUCGUUGUGCUACUAUAACAAAAUACCUGAGACUGGGAAAUUUAUAUCAAACAAAAAUUUAUUUCUCACACAUCUGAGGCUGAGAAGUCCAAGAUCAAGGCACCAGCUGGUGAGGGCACAGUCUCUCUGCUUCUAAGAUGGCACUUUGUUGCUGUGUCCUCACACAGGGAAAGACAGAAGAGCAAGUGAGUUAAGGCCAUGUGAAGAAGUCUCUUCUAUAAGGCCCUAAUCCCAUUUGCGAGGGAGGAGCCUUCAUGCAUAAUCACCUCUUGAAAGUUCCAUCUCUUAAUACUGUCACAUGACCACACCUGAAUUUUGGAGGGAUCACAGGGAAACCAUAGCAGAUUGGUUUAGAUGGAAGGGAUAGGUUUUGCAUUAUAUGACAAACUGUUACCUAAUUUUGGUCCCUGGAUGUCCAGGAAGAACAAAUGAAUACCACAAGCUAUACACAUUCUUCUUAGAGACUCUACUCUGCUGCUGUGUCCUUAUAAUGAAUACCUUUUAGGUAUUGAGGGUAUUCACAAAACAGACUCUAAGCCCUGAGUUGCCCAUGACCUAGGACUUUGGAAAGUUAGGUAUGAUAUUUUUACCCUUACCCUGGGGAAGGCACAAAACUAUUAAUGAAGGAUAUGCCCCCAUGACCCAAAUGCUAGGCCCCACCUUCAACACUUGGGAUCACAUUUCAACAUGAGAUUUGGAUGGGAUACAACACCCAAACCAUAUCAGUGGGUAAUUUCUAUUUUUAAAAUAUACAAAAGUUUAAGGAAGAAAAUAAUCAUUCCCCAUUUUAUCACACAGAUUUAAUUAUUCGUGUGUAAUUUCUUUAUUAUUUUAAUGAUAUUCUUUUUCUCUGUGUCACAUGGUGGCUACCUAGUUAUGGAUACAGCAUAUGUUGAAUGUAUUUGAUCCUUAUCUUCCUAGAGUAAACCAGAGGCCAAUAUAGCAAAUUUACUAUGUAUAAAGAUGUACACUGUUCUUCUAUGCUACUGAAAAACUCUUUCAUCAGUAGUCUCCCAUGUGGCCUCCUAUUUGUGGGAGGGAAUAAUGUGCAUAGUUAGGGCUGGUAUUUUUUAAACAAAGAAAUAGACAAGGCCAGAUCUGUUUAAUCUCUAACGGCCAGUGUUCUUUCUGUUCAUUCCCAUAGAUUAGAAUCACAGCCAACUGGCUUAAAAUGUUGUUUUAAGGAGCACCAGGUGAGAGGUGGCCAGAUCAGCAUCAGCUCCCCACAGUCCUGAUAAAUGACUCAGGUUUGAACUCCUCCUGUUGCCAAUGUUGUUAUUCUUUGGUAAGGUGAACCAGGCAAGCAAAAAUCAACAUGGUACAAAAAAAUUUUUCUCACCAAAGCUAUUUGGAGGCUCAACUUUCUCAAUGAAGGGCACUGCAUUUCAUAGAUAGAAUAGCAUUUUAAAGACAUGUACUGUCUAUAAUGGUACUUUCUUCUCAGUUGGGAACUAUUUAGGAGAGAUCUGUGCUAGAGGAGACAGUUUUCAGCUAGGACAUGCAAAUUCAAGAAAGGUCCAGUGCCAUAGCGUCUACAAGACGUCUUGUAGAGAAGCAAGCAGACUCAUUUCCUAUAGCUUCUGGGCAGUUCUGGCAUUGCAUGUGUGUUUCAGAUCUCUUCCGGAGAAGCAGUGUACUGAAUAAGAUCGAACAUGGAAAAUGGAAAGGAAGAGUGGGCAGAGAAGAAGGAGCUAAAGAACUUUUAAUAAAGAAAGUAUCAUCUACUUUAUAAUAGAUUAAAAAAAAACUUUUCGAUCCUAUCUGAUUCCUGUCCUAUCAGAGAAAUCCCUAAAAUGAACAAAUUUGAGGAGAAUGACAAACAUCCAUCUGCCUUAAAUUAUCUUCCAAAUUUCUGCCACUCCCAGCUUCAAAGCCACUCCUUUGGCAAGUCAUUGAUUCAGCCUUAGAAGAUCACUGUUAAAAGCCUUCCCUGAAGGGAAAAUCAUGCUCGUUAAUGAAUGAAUCUAAGCUGGGUAACAUACUCUUCCAGUAGGCAAGUGAAAGCUGGGGGAAUAUGAGUCCAAGCAAGGGGACUGAGAUGGGGAAAUAGAGGAGGUAACUUUUUCCUUGUAAGAUGUGGGUGGAAAGGAAAGAUGUUGAGAUCUUUGCUUGUUUCCCACUUUCAUCUAAACUCUCAUCAUGCUGUUUGCUGAAUUAUCAACCACCAAUUAGUGGUAGGUUUUAGGCCAAGCCAGGUAACUUCUUUGAACUUCAGUUUCCUCAAAAUGAUUGCUUAAGAUCAGCACUUCCAAAGGAGGACCUGUAAGGAAAAACACUGGUUCUGUGGGAUAUUACAGGAAAAAAAAAACAGUGGAUUAAAAAUGUUUUUGUUUUUUGAGUUGCAGGACUUUUAGAACAUUUAGUAACUGAAUGUUCACUCUAUAUAUCUGAAAGAAGGUGUGAUAUAUAAUAUUCAGUGAUUCCCAGACCUAUUUGACAGUGAUACUCAUUUUGAGGGUUCAUCUUGAGGGUCAGUGUUUUCUGAACACAAAAUAUUGGACUAUCUGGUGUCUGACGUCCUUCUAUGUUUUAAAUUCUGUGAAUGUACAAUUAGUUUGUCUCUCCUCCUAUUUCUUUCCUAGCCAGCCCCCUUGCCUCUUACCUAGAACUGUUUUUGUGUUGUGUGUAAACCAUUUGAUCAACAAUGUACUCUGUUAGAAAAUCUCUGCAUCUACUUUAAGAGAAGUGCAUGUUGAGAUAGUGCAAAUCUGCAAGCUAUGCACUUUUCCCUUUUAUUUUUAUAUUUUAGACUACAUUAAGUCAAAGGCAGUCAAAAAGCAAACAAUAAAUUCCCCAAGUGCUGUACACCCUGCCCAAUAUCCUAAUAAAAAUAUUGAAACAUUUAUACUAAUAGAGGGGAUAAUAUUUCAGAAAAGAAUAAUUUACAAAAGACCCAGGUUUUAUUCCGACAGAGGCGUUUCUAAGCAAAGCAGGGCAAUUAAUCAUAGAGCUGUAACAUAAAGAUGAAAAGAUGAAUACUGAAUAUAUAGAAAAUGUGCGCUAUUCUUCCCUUCAUCUUUAGAAUUACAAAAGAUGUUUAUCACCCCUUGCCUUACCAACACCAAUCUUGGAUUUUUUAUUUGGCUUCUGCACCAGAUUCACCCUUGACUUGAUGAGGAGCAGGUAAAAGCUGAAGUGCUUUGUGGGAGUGGGUGCGGGAGUGGAGGAAGGUAUAGACAUCCAGGAUGUAGGAUGGCUGUGUCUGAAUUAGACCUCCUCCUACAAAAAUAGCUCCUCUUCCAGAUGUUUUUUAAAGUGAGGGAAUACAAGGUGGUCAUCUGUAAUCUCUUGAGUCAGAAAGAGAAAGAGGCAGGCAUAGUGUCUUGUGCCUAUAGUCCACCUACUUGGCAGGCUGAGGCAGGAGUAUGGAUUGAGUCCAGGAGUUUGGGGCUGCAGUGUGCUGUGACUGCACCUGUAAAUAGUCAUUGCAUUCUAGCCUGAGCAACACAGUGAGACUCCAUCUUUAAAAAAAAUAAAAAGAGAGUAAGGAUUCUCACUGAGACACCCCCCGACCCCAUCUCUGAAAAAAGAAUGAAUAAAGAGUAAGGAUUCACACUGACUAUUUUUCAUAUACUUAUUGUUGCAUGUCGUGAAUUCUCUGAAAGUAAAAUGAUCUGAAUAUCUACAGGUAACCUACAGGUAAUCUAUAGCAGACAUCUUACUGUAGGCUAUGUGUUUGGUUUGAUUGUCUAUGGUCCACCCUUAAUUUAAAUUUUUUUUUUUUUUUUUUGAGACGGAGCCUCGCUUUGUUGCCCAGGCUGGAGUGCAGUGGCGCGAUCUCAGGUCACUGCAAGCUCUGCCUCCUGGGUUCAUGCCAUUCCCUGGCCUCAGCCUCCCGAGUAGCUGGGACUACAGGCACCUGCCACCACACCUGGCUAUUUUUUUUUUUUUUUGUAUUUUUUAGUAGAGACAGGGUUUCACCAUGUUAGCCAGGACAGUUUUGAUCUCCUGACAUUGUGAUCCACCCACCUCGGCCUCCCAAAGUGCUGGGAUUACAGGUGGGAGCCAACGCACCCGGCCUUAAUUUAAAUUUUUAAGAAUAUUUGUCAAAUUUUCUGGUAUUUGAAUUCAAGCUUACCUCUGAUGAAACAUUAAUAUUUCUAUUUAGUUUUCCUUGUCUUGUUUAAAAAAUUGGAAUUUGUUGUGUGCAUUUGAUUAUGUAUAUUUUAAAACUCCAAAUUGCAUUUUGAAAUUUGGCAGACAACUGAUAACUGUAUUUUUCUCAAAUAUAUAAAAGAUAUAUUAACAAUAUUAGCUUUGCUCUGAGGUCUCGUAGGUCUGUAGCCUCCUUGAGUUGCCUUAGUGAGGCUUCCAAACUGCACCGUGCUCCAGUUUUUGAAUUAAACUCUUCCAUUUUUAGAGGCCACCUUUACUAUUCUCCUGAACAUAUAAAUGAUGCCUUAGUUUACUAGUCUCAAGCCCUGGCAGAGAAUAGAUGUCAAGUAGAUAUUUGAUGAGCAGACUCUCCCUACUUGAUCAGUGUUUCUUGAAUAAAUGAAUAAAUUGUUAAUGAUAAGUGCUUAUUAUAAUUGUCACCACUUUUAUUCCAGUAAUGUAGCCACUGCCUGGCAUCUAAUACUAUUUUUUAAAAACAGUUAAAAAAUAUUUUUUUUUGUAACUCACAAACUUGAUGUUAAUUCGUAUUUAAUGUUUGUUUUUCUAUUUAAAAAAAUGCAUAAAGUUAAAAUUAUUGUACAUAAAAGUUUUUACACAGAUUUCACAAAGCUGAACACAUGUGUCUGUGCAAUUGGUUCUGUACUGCAGCAGCUCAAUGAACUUGGGAGAGACCUGAGUCCUCUCACGUAGGACUGAGUUGCUCUUUAUGGGACUGAACAUAAGUGCCAUAAAACCACUUGGUAGGGUUUGUUUUGGCAUGUUACAGCAUUUCCCCUCGGGAAUGCUCAAACAUUUUAUGGAUGGAGGAUUUCCAUAAAGUCUUCUACAUAACCUUCAAGUCAUCUUGUGUGAAAAAGAACUUAGUUUGCAUUUGUUCUGUAGAUAAUUGUUGAUGUUUUAUAGGUAACACUCUAGAUGUGUAGAAAGAUUGAGGCUUUCCAGGCACUUCUCAGACUUACUGACUAGUAAGUCUCUGUUAUUAAAAACUAGUUUUGUUUUUUGUUUUUUGAGACGGAGUCUUGCUCUGUCACCCAGGCUGGAGUGCAGUGGCGUGAUCUCGGCUCACUGCAACCUCCGCCUCCCGGGUUCUAGCGGUUCUCCUGCCUCAGCCUCCCAAGUAGCUGGGACUACAGGCAAGUGCCACCACGCCCAGCUAAUUUUUGUAUUUUUAGUAGAGACGGGGUUUCACCAUGUUGGCCAGGAUGGUCUUGAUCUCUUCACCUUAUGAUCCGCCCGCCUUGGCCUCCCAAAGUUCUGGAAUUACAGGCGUGAGCCACUGCGCCCUGCCUAAAAACUAGUUGUUUUUCUCACAAUUCUGGAAGCUUGGCAGUCAGAGGUCAAGGUGCUGGCAGGUCUGGUGUCUGGUGACUUGCAGAUGGUGGCCUUCUUACUGUAUUCUUACAUGGGGUGGGGUUGGAGGGGAAGGUGAGAGAAGAGAGGGCGAGAGAGAGAAGAAGAAGAGAAAGAGGAGGAGGAGGUGGAGGAAGAAGAGAGAAGAGAGAGAAGCAAGUUCUUCUAUGUCUCAUUAAGAGCACUAAUGCUAUUCAAGAGAGCCCCACCAUCAUGAUCUCCCAAAGGUCCCAUCUCCAAAUACUGUCGCAUCACAUUGGGGUUUAGGGUUUCAGUGUAUGAAUUUUGGGGGACACAAACAUUCAUUUUAUGGUACGUAUCAUUCUUUUUUAGGUUGGGCAGGGAACAGGCUCCUCAUCUCUCUCUGGCGUUCCCCCUAUUUUCCCCAAUUCCCUAACAAUUUGACCAAAGCCAUGGCCAACAUCAUCACUUGACAAAAUGGAAUUGAUUUGUUAAAGCGCUUGUUUAUUUUAAGAAUCAACCUAAAGGAAAAAGAAUUCAAGUUACUUAUUUUGGGGUCUGGAUUGAAAUUUUAUUUGCUGUAAUUUUAUCCCCAAAAUGACAGAUUCCUUUUUCAUAUUUUUUGAGUGGGUAUUUGUGUCAUUUUUUUGGCAGCACUUAAGAAACUAUCUCUUAUUGGUGAUUUUGAGAAUUGUUCAUACUUGAACAGAGAUUAUGAGCUUAAGUUUAAAUAGCUUUGAAAUCUUUAAAAAAUAGUUACAUCUUUUAAUUGCAUGAACACUGUCUAUAUUUAACAUGUCCAACUAUUUAAAUGACCUAAUAUUUUAUAUUUGCCAAUGCAAGCAUAGCAACUGUCAGGCAACAAGUACUUUUUUUCUGGGCCCUACCCAGGGAUAUUAAAAAAUAGAGUGGAGCUGGGCGUGGUGGCUCAAGCCUGUAAUCCCAGCAUUUUGGGAGGCCGAGGCAGGUGGAUCACCUGAGGUCAGGAGUUCAAGACCAGUCUGGCCAACAUUGCGAAACCCUGACUCUACUAAAAAUACAAAAAAAAAAAAAAAAAAAAAAAAGAGUGGAAGACACAGCAACUGUUCUCAUGGAACUUGGCUUCUCUCCCUGUCUCUCUCUUUAAAUACCCAAGGGCCAACUUGUGCCAAUCAUAGUUCUGGGUGGAAAUACAAUAAUAAAUGAAAUGGAUAAAAGUCUCUAGGGAUAAAGCAGUGAACAAAAACCACAAAAAAUUCCUGUCCUGGUAGAGCUUACAUUCUACAGGAAUAGAGGCAGAAAAUAAGGAAAUAAAUAAGAAAUGUGCAGUAUGUUAGGCGGUGGUAAGUGCUAUGGAGAAACUAAAGCGAGGAAGGGGAGAGGAAGUACAGGGGUGGGUGGGAGGCAGCUGGUACCUUUAACUGUGGUUGUCAUGGAUGACUCCACUGUGAAGGUAUCACAUGAGCACCUGGACCAGCUAAGGGAGAGAGCCCUGAGGACCUCUGUGGGAAGAGCCCUCCAGGCAGAAAUGCAAAAGUGCUGUGAUGGCCUCAUGCCUGGCUUGCCCUCCAAGAAGGCAGGUAGAGCAAGCCAGGGGGAGUGUAGUAAAAAGUCAAAGAUGUACAGGGCAGGCUGUCCAACAUGCAAAGCCUUAGAGGUUAUCACACUAUGUUGAUUCUUCCCCCACUCUCUUCCUUCCUUCUUUGUGAGUUGGGGAGCCAUUAGAAAAUUCUGCACUGAGGAAUGACCUGAUUAAAUGAUUUUAAAGAUCACUGGUUACUGUGAGAAUAAAUAUAGGAAGGCAAGGUUGGAAAGAGGGAGACUAAAUAAGAGGCUGUUGUAGCAGUCCAGGUGUUGGCUUAGAUCUGGGUGGUUGCAGUGGAGAUGCUGAAAAAGGGCAUUCUUUGUCUAUUUGGAAAGAGUGGAGGAGAGGAUCUCAGAAGGAUAGGAUGUGGAGUAUAAGUGAGAAAGCAGUGUCAAGCAUGCUUCUAAGGUUUGGGACCUGAUAACUGGAAGGGUGGGGCUGUCAUUUACUGAGAUACAAAGACUGAAGAGUAACAGAUUUGGAAGAGGAUCAUGUCAGGUGUGCACACCUUAGAUUUGAGACACCUAUUAGGCUUCUAAAUGGAGAAAUGGAGUAGGAGGUUGGGAAUAUGAAUAUUAAUUCAGGGGAGACAUCUGGGCUGAAGAUGUAAUGAUGGGAGCUUCAUGAUCUCAGUAAAAGCCAUAAAAGGGGAGCAAAUCCUCGAGAGUGAGGAGAUGAGAUCAGUCUGUCAGAGACAGAGUGAAGACAAUGAAGUUGCAGUUGUGUGCUCCAUUAUUAUUUGCUGUAGGUACAGAGAGAAGUAGGAAUUUGUGGGCUAGAAAACUGAAGCAACUUUCAUGAAAAGUGUGGGACUUGGACUGGUCCUUGCAAGUGGUUAGGAUUUGGAGGGUUAGAGAAAAUGAGGAGAGGGCAUUUUGGUUAAAAGUUACCAGAAUUAAACACAGUGCAAUAUGAGGUAGUAAGGGAAAACACACCAAAGUCAUGAUGGGAUUUUCUCAUGUGUGGAAGCGGUAAUACUUGAAGAUUUUGUUCAGUCUGUUUCCAAGGAUCAUGAUAUGCAAAUGAUAAAGAGACUUGGGUCCCAUUAAAUUUUUUAACAUUUCCCAAUACUUUGCUAACAGCUUUUCCUCCUUACCCUUGCAGCUGGUGCUGCCUUAUAUUUUGUAGUAACUUGAAACUGACAUGUGGGGAAUUUUAAGUACAUAUGUUAUCAAAACAUGUUUCACAGACUUUAUAGACUAUCAGGAGGUCAUCUUGUCUUUCAAAAAGCAGCCUGGAAUUUGAAUUUAGUUCCUCUUAUAAUUUCAUGCUCCAAAGUAACUAUAUGAGAAAUUUAAAAUUUAUUAGCAACUUUCUCUUGUUCUUAGAUUUUAGAGAGAUGGCAAUUUCAUUAAACCUGAAAAAAAAAUAUAUAUGCUAUGUUACCUAGAGGCAGAUUAUUGAAUAACUUUACUUGCCUGGUGAUAAAUCUAAGGUGCAUGAGUAUUUUAACGCUUUCCCAGCAACUUUGGGGUUACAUUUUUAAAAAGGAAAAAAAUCAACAACCCUGCAUUCCUUUUUGAUACAAAGUAACAAAGCAAAAAUGAACCUCAUAAAAGAAUACAAAGGAUGCCAGCUUCAGAACAAAUGGUUAGAGACAUUGUGCCUUUUGUCCCCUCUCCCCACUUUUUCCUAGAAUCUAUGUAAGAAUCAGGUAUUGUUUUUAUUCUGUCAAAGGUUUUCAUGGAGUUGCAAAAGCUAAGGACUUUGGCAGAACUCUCUGAAGUAAGAGCAAAUUAUACAUUUCGUUGUUCAUUUUCCUUAAAGAAUGCCUUUAAAAUAAUGUGGUGUUAAUUGUUUGGCAUAACCAGGUGUGACAUUCCAUAUGCCCAUUUGUUCUUUGGGUUUCAAGGAGGUUCAGAGUACAACUCCUGCAGGACUUGACAGUUUAUCUGUGUCCCUUGAAUCCUGCAGGUGUUGGCUGGAGAGUAGUAAGCAGUUAGUGGCAAAGGGGUUUAUAAAGAAACCCUGUGGACUCUCUAGUGCUGUCCAGUAGAAUUUUCUAUCCUAUUCUUGGUGACAGGAAUAUUCUAUGUAUGUACUUUCCAAUACGUGGGUAGAUGCUACCCAUACUGGCUACUGAGUACUUGAAGUGUGGUUAGUACAGUUGAGGAACGAAUUUUAAGUUGAUUUCAUUUUAAUUAAAUGCAAGUAGCCACAUGUAGUUAGUGUCUCCUGUGCACUUGUUUUUAUUCUGUAAAUAAAAUAGUGACUGCCCAGCCAAAGCUAACAAUUCAUCUUGGGCUUUCUGGAGCACAGAGUGGACAGAUGCCCACACUACCCUUGCCGGGGCCUUUCUGCCAUCCUGGUGAGUGUCCACAGGCAGAUCUUUCACACAGGGACAUGGCACCCCUGCUUAUUUCCAGGAACUGGACGGUAUACAGGACUUUUUGAAAUGCCUCCCUCUUGUCCUUCCCAGAAGUGGGGAGAAGGAAUAAGGAAAAGCAGAAUGACAUUAGAUGAGGUGAGGUCAUUUUUAUGGUCUUAAAGACCUUUUUCUCACAGAGAUAUUUUAAAAAAUAGCCUAGGCUGGGUAUGGUGGCUCACGCCUGUAAUCCCAGCACUUUGGGAGACCGUACAGGUGGAUCACUUGAAGCCAGAAGUUCGAGACCAACUUGGCCAACAUGGUGAAACCCUGCGUCUAAUAAAAAUACAAAAAUUAAAUGGGUGUGGUGGUGCACACCUGCAAUCCCAGCUACUCGGGAGGCUGAGGCAUGAGAAUCCCUUGAACCUGGGAGGUGGAGGUUGCAUUGAGCUGAGAUCAUGCCACUGCACUCCAGCCUGGGUGACAGAGUGAGACUCCAUCUAAAAAAAAAAAAAAAAAAAAAAAGAAAGAAAACAAGCCUAUUUGAGUAUUUUAUUACUGACUGAGAAUUAUCCUGGGCCGUAGAUGUUAGAGGCAGCAUUAGUACAUACUGAUCUUGCUGGUGUCUUGAAAGUGAGAAUUCUGUGAAGAACCAAAUUUCAUACCUGGAGGAAGAUUGCGUGUUCAUAAGGAAUAUUCUCUAGAUUAUUAUUUUAAAAAUUUAAAAGUGGAUUAUUGAAGGUCUACCAUGCACCUUCACGUAAAUACAAAAUGUGUAUGUAUUGUUCCAGGAAGGGGGUUAUUAAAGAAAGGCAUAGAUAGCACAGGACAUAAAAAUGAUGAAGAUUGGGUCACUGUAAGCCAAGGAAGGGCUGAGUGUGUGACAAAGACAGGCGCUGGGCCCCACCCCAGGAUUCUCCAGAAGGAUGUUGCUGUUAUGGAAGUCCUGGUUAAAAUCACACUCCGGGAGCAUGGUAGGUGGUGCAGGAUAAAGGAGGUCUUUUGUCUCUCGGUGGUCAGUUUUUACACUGAAGAAGUUGGCCACAGUCUUACUGCUGCUGUGGUGAGCUGCCCCUGCCCUGCGCCAGUAUCAGAAGCUGUCCCAGUUGAAUUUGCUGAGAAAGGUGUUUAAAAAGAUUUGUUGGUUGAUAUUUCUGUGGACAUUCUGCCACUCUCACUUGUAAAACUAAAUGGAGCUUAUGUGCCAGGGACCAUGCUUCACUUGCCAUCUAAAUGAGGAGGAAAAAAAUGUGUACAUGGAAGAAGAAAACUAACGAUAAAAAAUGCUAUAAGGUAGAUCCCCAAUGAGUGGUGCAGACAGUAACUGCCAUAUCCGAUAGUUGUCUUCAAAUGCAUAAAGGGCUGGCAGGUGGAAGAGGUGUUAGACUUACUCUCUGGGGCUCCGGAAGGCAAAACUGGUGGUAUUUCUUUUUAAUUAAAAAAAUGAUUUUUGAAGGCCUAUUUAUGUAGAGUACUCUGGGGAGAGAGAAUGAUUUAGGAGAGGACAGCAUGUUCAGGAUAUGGAGAUGUGACAGUGGCUGCAAGUUACAGGGAAGUUCAUUCCAGUGAAUAGAAGGGAGAGCUUCAGAAAACACAACAGGCUGCUGUGAGGAGGUUAUCCCCCUUCAUCGGAGGUGUUCACAAAGAGACCUUGCCUACUGGCUGGGAAAGGGGAUUCAUACUGGUAGAGCAGGGGUCAGUCAAAUCUGGGUGGCUACCUCCUUUUGUAAAUGAAGUUUUGUUAGAACUCAGCCAUUGCCCAUUUGUGUACGUAUCCUGCAUGGUUGGUUUUGCACUACAAUGGUAAAAGUGUGUAAUUGGGACAGAGAUCACUUGUCCCUCAAAGCCUAAAAUAUUUGUUAUCUGGCCCUUUAUAGAAAAAGUUUGCUGGGCCCUACAUAGGAUUGGAUUUAGAGAUAUGUAAAAUCCUUUUUAAUUUUCUGGUUGUAAGGGAUUCAGAAAAGAAGACAAAAGCCUUGUGGGAAGUCUGAAGAAGGUUUCUUGCAAGAUGUGAACUUUCGGUUGGGCCUUAAAAGAAAACGCUUGCUGGUCCUGGCAGAGGAGGCCUGUCCACAUGGAACACUUGAGCAGAUCUCAAGAGGACUGCAUCUCUGGUCCUUGAAUGCAGUGUACAGACUCAUUCCAGCAUCCAUGCAUUCAUUCAUGCAUUGUGACUCCAGCAUAUUGCAGGCCAAUGUAGUCAUCUACAAACACUUCUUGGCCUGCUCUUGGUAAAGUAAGCACAAAUUCUGGCAUGAGCUGUUGGCAUUUUGUUACUAACUUUGCCAGAGUGAAAAUGCUCGUGAAGUUCAAUGUUUAUCAUUGAGUUUUACAGAGUUAUUUUAUUUUAAGUAUAAUUGUCUCACCUAGAGACAACUUAGAAUUUAUUUAUAUAUUCUGCUUAAUUGUAGGAUGUAAGAAAUGAUGGUUCCAAAACGAAAACCUCACUGUAUUUGUAGGAGAUGCAACUCGGAGUGUUAAGGAUAGGAUGAUGCACAUUACUAUUCAUGCCUUUUUAAUUGAUUAGCCUUUAAGGCUUCUGCAAGCCUUUAAAAGUUGUUUUGUCAACAUUAGACCAGCUGCUGUGUAAUUAUGGUAGCUCUUCUUGCAGUUAAAUUCCUUUAAUAACGUGUUCAAUCUGCCGAUGCCAAAGUGCUUUGAACCUGUGAUAUAUACUAUGGAGAGCUUUUGUUUUUACUUACAGAUGGUCGGUGUCAUUUUCUGGGCAACUCUAGAAUUUUCACAGAAAUUUUAAAGAUGAAUUACUUGAAAAUGGAAGGCAAAUGAAUUUGAACAUCAGGUUACUCCUCCCCCUAUAAAAUUUGUUCAUAUGUGACUUGAAUUUUGAACUUGGCUCAUAACAACAUAAAUGUGCUCAUUAAAAAAAAAAAUUCCACCUUGAAACCUUUUUAAGGCUCUUUUCUCUGACUCUCCAGCUUGUAAAUUAAAUCAAAUCUUUCUGGCACCAGAGAGAUGAUGGUGGAAACAGUGGGCCUGUAACAAAGAUCACUUGUUAAUGAGGAGCCACAAAAGGGUGGUUCUGCCUUCCAUUCAGGGGCUGAAACUUCACUCAGAAAACUGAGUGUGAAUUUAGCAGUGUGUGAAGUCUGGCAUGAGAACAUAUAACUAGUGAUAGGGUCUGGUGUCAGAAAGAUACAAACAGAAGAUCCUGUGUUUGUCUCCUCCCAGAUUCACCUGUCCUUCCUCCCGCAUUGGGUUGUACUGGUGGAUAAGGCAUGAGAGGUGGGAGCAGUGAUGAUGGUGGCUGUAGAGGCUGCCCCUGUUAGUUCAGGCCAUUUUGGUGGCUUCCUUCCUAUAGCCAUUUUUUUCCCUCCAAGAUGGAGUCUUGCUCUGUGACCCAGGCUGGAGUGCAGUGUCACGAUCUCAGCUCACGGCAACUUCUGUCUCCUGAGUUGAAGCAAUUCUCCUGCCUCAGCCUCCUGAGUAGCUGGGAUUACAGGUGCAUGCCACCACACCCGGCUAAUUUUUGUAUUUUUAGUAGAGACGGGGUUUUACCAUGUUGGCCAGGCUGGUCUCAAACUCCUGACCUCGUGAUCUGCCCACCUCAGCCUCCCAAAGUGCUGGCAUUACAGGCAUGAACCACCGCACCUGGCCUCCUAUAGCAUUUUAAAAGGCAAACCAUUCAAAACAGAGGCACAGAGCAUCAACACAUGAAGGAAUAAGAGAUUAGACCAAGCUACAGCAGCUUUCUAUGGCCCCAUUAUUUAAUUUGUAUUAAGGAAUGCACCUGUGUUGUUGGAAAACCAUGAGACGAGUCCAUCAACCACCUGCUCACCUUUUCUUUUCACUGUACAGCAUAAGGGGGCUUGGAAUGCAAUUAACCUUAUACAUUGUGAAAAAGCCGACAUGCUUCAAGCUUGAAUAGAAGUUCAAGAAUAUUAAUGACCUGCAAAAUUUGAAGAAGCAGCUAACCUUGGCGAUAUUGGCUUACGUAAUGGUAGGGCUAGCCAAAAAUUGUGCCUCCUGUACUCACUCACAAUGUGCAGAUUUGUUUGCCUUGAAAGCUCGUGAGCCCUGAGAAUUGGGGCAUUUAAGAGUUUGAGGAACCAUAGACUUAUGAGCAUAGAGCACUUGUGGUGUUAUGAAGUAGCCACUAGACACUCAAAUAGAGAAAACUAGAAUUUAUUUAAUUAAAAGUUGUUUAAUUAAUUAUAUUUUUCCUAUGGGAUAAAACUGUUCCUGGUAAAUGGCUUAAUCUUUUCAAAGUUACAUUAAAUGUUAGUCUGGAGUGUUUUUAAUAUUGCAGGCUCAUAGAGUUGUGUAUCAAGAUGUGCCCAAGAGAACUACCAUCAGUCUCAGCAUUAUAUUUCUAAAUACCAAAACUUGCUAGUGUCAGUAGAAGAAUACAUCUUUUUGGUAACAUCACCUUUUGCUAAAAUGCAUAGUUUACACUGAUAUGAUUGGAAUUAAAUCAGCCUCAGUUGUCAGUUCUAAUCAGCUGCAUGAGACAUGGUCUUCAAUUAAUCUUAUCUCAUAAACAUUAGCAUUUUAAAUACUUUGUCAGAGUCUUGCAUACACUUUUCGAAAAUUAGAAACUUUCAGAACUUCUUUGAGGACUUCAAAAUUGUUUUUGAUACCCUUCCAAAAUAAUCUUAUGUUAUCUUGAGAUUGCAUUGAAUCAGAGAGGAGAUGUUGGCUUUAAGACCCGAUAGUCAUAAACCUACAUACAUAUAUAUGCACAUAUAUCCACAUAUAUGAGUAAUCAGCUCCCAAGGAACCUAGUGGUCAGCAAGACAAGGGACUUGUGUAUACUCAGAUGGCCAAAUGUCAUGGAGGUCUUUAUUUCUCAAACUAGUCAUCCCCUUAACUCUCCUAUUACGUUCAAAGGUACCCAGGAAUAAAAUCUUUUUAUUUUUCUUAUCAAGUAUGUAGAAUCUUGUUUGUAAGCAGCAAAUACCUGGCUCAAAUUAACUUAGGAACAUUAAUCUCAUGUAUGGGCCAGAAUGUGUCUUUCUCUUUCACUUGACUUACUCUCUGUGGACUCUGUGAGGAUUGGCCUUUGCACUCUGGGUCUGUGUGCUUGCCUAACAGUAAAUUUUUAUGGCGAUGAACUGUGCCACCCCUCUGUUAUGUUAUUAAGUGUAAAAUAAAUUGAAAGAAGAGUUAAAUAGUCAAAAUGCUGGAAGAACAGGGCAAUAGCAGGGACUUGAGAGCAUUUAAUACUCUUUUCCCACUUUUUUUUUUUUUUCCUAUUACCUUACUGAUUUCAUUCUUUCUUAAUGCAAAACAAGUAUGCAAACAAGGUGGGAGUGAUGUCCUCAGAUGCUGCUGAAAUGUACACAUCUCAUAGUUUAUGCCAGCGUUUAGGACUGACUCAUGCUUUCUCCAGUACCAGACUCAACAAUCCUAGGGAAGAAAGCUCAUUGGCCUAUCUUGGGACAGAUAUCAACAUGGACCAAUAAGUUUUGGCAGGAGGUAGGACCACAUUGUACAAAGUUGUCAUUGGUGACCCCUUUUCUAUGUAUUAGUAAAAGAAAAAUCACUGUGGGCUGGAGAAGCUUCAAACACACGAGAUGUUUUCCUUCCCUACAUGGACACAUCACCUCAGUCUUCCCAAGUAUGGCUACUGGCCUCUUCUGGAUGUCUUCUUUUUCCCCAUUACCUCUAGCCUGAGUGCCAUUUCUUUUAAUGAUUUGGUAAAGAACUUGGGGCAAGACAUAUUGUAGACAGGAGGAGAAUUUCUGGGUUGGUGAUUUAGAGCAGAUCUCUUCUGAUCCUUUCCCCUGAGCCCAGUACCCCUCAUUUACUUUUUGGCAUGCAGGAGGAAGUGGCAACUCAGGAGAAGGCAGAUGGAAAGGUUAAAUGGUGAAGCUCACAAUCUGCUUGGCCAAGGAAAUAAUGCCCUUUUCUUAAAGGCUAAAUGUUUUUUCAGGAUGAGUGGAUCAGUGGAGUCCAAAUAUUCUUGUCUACUGUAGGAGAUAUUUGAUUCUUUAUGUAUGUAUAACAUAUGUGUAAUAGUUGUAGAUAAAGCAAUUUUGAUUUUUCUUUGUUUACUGAUUUGUUUUCAUUAUCCAAAUUCACUUGUAUGUACUUUUAGGCUGAGAAAGUUUUCCAAACCAUUUUAACAUGCAACUCUUCAAAAAUUUACUGGGAUUCUUUGUAUUUGCUUAAAUAGGAGCCAUUCUGUGUUUUUUCCCCAAGUUAAUGGUGCUAACUCACUUAAUGUUCUAAUUCUGACAGCCAUUCAGUAAUAAUGCAUUUCCAGAGGAGUUGCAGUAGAAUUUUAAGCCUUGUAUUUUUGGCUCCUACUUAGUUAUCUACCCUGAUUGGCAUUUAACCAUUGAAUUAGAUUUUUCUUCUACUGAAGAGAGCUUUAUGAGCUUUAACUUCAAGUGUCUGUGUCACAGUGUGAUUUGUUUGCAUUAUGAUUGACACUGAGCAAGCACUUUUUGCAGGAAAAGGCAUUGUCUUUUAGGAUUGAGGGAGGAUUUGGACACAUAGUCUCCUGACACUUUUUUCCAGGGUUCCAUUUAAUAGUUGUGCACAUCAAUAACAAUCUCACCUGGCACAUGUUAACAUGGUUACUUUAUUUUUGCAAUCAGUAAUGAUCAUAUUCCCUGAGAGCUGUUUCUCUGGGCCUGUUGACUGAUAUGGCCAUAAAUAUAUCCCCAAAGGCUAAAACUGUACCUGUUUCAGCACAGAUGAAAUAAAAAUAAAUGUCCCACUGUUUUAGUAUUACAAAUUAUAAUCUCACUACAGCAUGAACUUUAAGGUGGUGAUAGUUCAAUUUCUGCUCUUUGUUUUUGACAUGAUGGUAGAAUAAAUACAAUUUUAAAACAUUUUAUUCAAUUAAUUUUCAGUGACCAUUUUGUGUGCCUGGUUCAUUCUGUGCUCUCUAAAUCAUGAAAUACAUUUCUUUCUUUCUUUUCUUUGCUUUUUUUUUUUUUUUUUUAAGACAGAACCUCACUCUGUUGCCCAGGCUGGAGUGCAGUGGCACAAUUUCGGCUCAUUUCAACCUCCACCUUCCAGGUUCAAGCGAUUCUUCUGCCUCAGCCUCCUGAGUAGCUGGGAUUACAAGCGUGUGCCACCAUGCCUGGCUAAUUCUUGGAUUUUUAGUAGAGAUAGGGUUUUACCAUGUUGUCCAGGCUGGUCUUGAUCUCCUGACCUCAGGUGAUCCGCCCGCUUCGGCCUCCCAGAGUGCUGGGAUUACAGGCAUGAGCCACUGCGCCCGGCUGAAAUACAUUAUAUUUCAAAAAUAGUACUACCUUUAGAAGUUCUUACCUUUAAUUGUUAAUAGUGAAUAAACAAAAUAAUGUUUUCUGGACCUAUAAAUGGAUUUUGAAGAUAUCCUUGCCUUAAAGAGACCAAAUAAUAUACUUGCUGUUUCUUCCUAUUAUAUUAUCAUAUUCAUUCACUCAGUCAGCAAACAUCGAUUACUCUACCUCUGGGAACCUAAAACAUACUAGGGACGUAUAGACAAGUAACAAGUCUUUAAUAAAGAGUUAGAGAAAUCAUGACGUAAAGUACAAUGGGGACACAAAGAUAGGGACUGGCUGGUUGCAUUCAGGGAUUGCUUUAACUAGAAGAUAACACUUGAAGUAAGCCACUUAUGCUAACUGGGUGUGCCCAGAGAGGGCCAGAAAGAAGGCCAAAAGAAUGUGAAUCAAGUCCUAGAGCAUAAAGCGGCAUGGGCAAUUGGGGGAAGUUGUUUGUUUAAAUUUAGAGUCAAUGUGUAAGGGAGUGAGUAUCUAGAAGUGGGACACAAAAAAGGUGGGAUAGACCCUAAUCAGAGAUGAAUAUGCAAAUAUAUAUAUUUUCUAAAUAUAUAUAUAUAUUUGACUAGAAUUUGAAUUUUAUUCUAGAUAUUAGUAGUUUUCCAACGUUUUUGGUUUACAGUAUUAAAUUUAAGAGGAGGAUGAAUAUUCCUGUGAUUGUCAACUUGGGGAAGUACCAGAAUCUUGUUGGGUGGAGGACAGGGGCACAUUAAUAAUUUUAAAAACCCACAAGGUGAUUGUGAUAAGUCCUUGUGUCCUCUCCAUUGAGAAUUAUUGCUAUGGGCAGUGGAAACCACUGAGUUUUAAGUGGAGUCCUUAAUAUCAGUGACCCCAUUAAAGUACUAUCUCAAUUUAUUAUUCUUUAAAUAAAACAAUUGAAAAAUAUACUUACGUCCUCCAUCUCUAUGCUCCCAUGAUCCUCUAUGUAAUUUUUCAGUAUCAAAUUUUAAAAAAACUCAUUUGUUGUGCUGUUGGCACAAACAUAUUUUAAAGGAGUGUUUGGGAAUGGAACAUAAAACAGAAAUGGAAAAAAAAUUAACAUUAUAUAUGUCUGUCUUUGAUUUCCAUGACUGCACAUCUUUGAUUUCCAUGCAUGUCUUUGAUUUUCAUGACUCAGAGCUUUUCUGAGAUUCCUAUGGGGGUGUCCAGGCUAAUGGGAGAAGCAGCUGGAGGAGAGUAUGGCAGGCCGAGUGCCUGGCACACAGUAGGCACACAAUGAUUGCUAGUGUCUUUAGCUUCUCCUUUUAAACUUCAGCUCUUUAGUUGAAAUUUAGGAGCCACUGGAUUUUCUGUUAGUGGCUAAUGUCAAGAGUGGCUGAGAAAAAUGUUUGAAACUGAGGAGAAAAUAGUGUCUCAGAUAUUAGACACAUAUAAACAUUAGAAGGGAAUUUAAUGAUUGUCUCGUAUCCCAGCCUUCUGCUUCACAGUUGGUGAAACCAAGGCCCUGACUUGACAUCACUUGAGUGACUUGACAUCACAAGGCUAUUAAAUUACAGAAAAGGACCAGAAGCCAGGUCCUUUAAUUCCUUCAUGUCUCUCAGACAUGUAGAUGGCAUUUCUUCCUGUUUUUUCUUUUUCUUAGAGUUAACUCCAUGAAAGGUUCUAAUCAGCAUAUCUAAAACAUAGCCCUUCAUGAACUUCUUCCUCUUUCUCUACUUUUUGUAUCCCUCUAUUACUAGAAAGGGAUCCCAAUCCAGACCCCAAGAGAGGGUUCCUGGACCUCGUGCAGGAAAGAAUUUGUGGUAAGUUCAUAUUGUAAAGUGAAAGUAAGUUUAUUAAGGAAGAAAAUAAACAAAAGAAUGGCUGUUCCAUAGGCAGAGCAGCGGCAUGGGCUGCUCACCUGAGUAUACUUACAGUUACUUCUUGAUUAUAUGCUAAACAAGAGGUGGAUUAUUCAUGAGUUUUCUGGGAAAGAGGUAGGCAAUUCCUGGAACUGAGAGUUCCUGCCCAUUUUAGACCAUAUAAAGUAACUUCCUGAUGUUGCUAUGGCAUUUGUAAACUGUCAUGGUGCUGUUGGAAGUGUCUUUUAGCAUGCUAAUACAUUAUAAUUAGUGUAUAAUGAGCAGUGAGGACGACUGGAGGUCACUUUUGUCACCAUCUUGGCUUUGGUGGGUUUUGGCUAGCUUCUUUACCACAACUUGUUUAUCAGCAGGGGCUUUGUGACCUGUAUUUUGUACCAGCCUCCUAUCUCAUCCUGUGACUAAGAAUGCCUUAAUCUCCUGGGAAUGCAGCUCAGUAGGUCUCAGCCUUAUUUUUCCCAGCCCCUAUUCAAGAUGGAGUUGCUGUGGUUCAAAUGCCUCUGACACCUCAGUGGCAUCAACAUCUACCAUGCACUUGAGCUAGUCAUUUCAGCAUCAAUUUUGUCUCCAUCUUAUACAGUAUUCAGCUAGUCAUCGAGUCCUGUUGGUAUCACUUUGGAAAUGUCUCUCACAUCUAUCUUUGCUUCUAUUUCCUAUAUUACUUCCUUAAUUUAGUCUUUACUUGUUUUUUUUUUUUUCCCUCUGGACUAUUGAAGUAGCUUUUAAAUUGGGUUCUGCCUUCUGCAGUCCACUGUCUCCACUGCCUCUGGAGUUUUCUUUUUGAAAUAUAAAUCUCAAUGAUGGGUUCAGUAGCCUUCAGUGGCCUUUCAUUCUAUUGAAAAGUCCUUUUCUCUAGCUGUAGCCUUUCACAAUAUAGCUUUGAUGUCCCUUUUCAACAUUUUCUUCUGAUCAUUUUUCUACUCCCUUUAUCUGCCAGACUCUGAUCACACCAGCCCAUUCAAUGUUCCUAAUUUUUCAAUGUACUUUCCUGGGACACCCUUCAUCACCUCAGUUUGAGCACACAUCAGUGCUCAAUUCUAUGCAUGCGUAGGAAAAGAAAAGUUGUUUUCCUCUGUUCUUUAUAGUUCUUAGUUGGGGUGGACCCCUGUAACAAAAGACAGAUUAAGAUGAGAAAAACAAGUUUAUUAACAUGUAUAUUUCAAAUAUACAUGGGAGAUACCCAGAUAAAUGAGUAAAUCUCGAAAGGGUAGAUUUGAAUUCAGGCUUAAAUAUCAUCUUCAGCUAGAACAAAGAAAGCUGUUGGGGGAUACAGUUAUGGGAGGUAACCAGGAAAAGCGUGAGACACAAGGGUAAGAUUCCUUAUAUAGAUUUAAGUCAGUGCCUUCUCCAUUAAUACAAGUCUCUAGUGAUUUAGAGUCAUCUUUCCUGAUGCAGAGAGGGUGACACAGUUACAAAUAGAGAUUUCCUUUAUAGAUGUAAAUUUUCCUACAAAAGGGUAACUUCUACUCUGCUUUUAGAGCUUCUCCUGUAUUUUCAGUGUUCAAAAUAAUCAGCUUGAAAUAAUCUUUAUGCCAAAGAGGCAUACUUUGGGAUGGCGUAUUCUGGUCUCUUAAAUACACAUCACUUUCUUUGAGUCCUCCUUUCCUUUCUUGGUCGAGAUAAACAGAUGGAUCCUCUGUUACCCACAGAGCACUUUGUUUCUUCUCUAACCAUACUGAGUGCUGUAGUCUGAUGUGCAUGAGAAUUAAUUUUCUUUUUGAAUAUGUCUGUUUUAUUCAAUAGUUUAUGAAGUCCUUGAGCUCAGCAGUUGUAUCAAAUUCAUUUUUAUAUCCUUGGUACCUGUGGUAAAUUGAAUAAUGGUCCCCUGUAGAUUUGCAUCUUCUAAUCCUUGGAACCUGUCAGUAUGUUACCUUACAUGGUAAAAGGGAUUUCUUAGAUGUGGUUAAUUAAGGAUCCUGAGAUGGGGCUAUUAUCUUAUUAUCAUGGUGGAGAAAGGCAGGAGGGUUGGGGCAGAGAAGAUGAUGUGAUGAGAGAAGCAGGCAUAGAGAGGGGAUAGUCAGAAGAAGCAGAGGUUGCAAUGAUGUGCUUUGAAGGUAAAGGAAGGCACCAUGAGCCAAGGAGUGCAUGUAGCCUCUGGAAAAGGCAAGGAAGCUCAUUCUCCCUUAGAGCCUCCAUAAGGAAUGAAACUGUGCAGAUGCUUGAUUUUAGCCCAGUAAGACCCAUAUUGGACUUCUGACCUUCAGAACUUUGAGAUAACACAUUUGUGUAAGUUUCGAGCUACUAAUUUUGUGGUAAUUUGUUACAGCAGCAAUAGGAAACUAAUACAGUGGAGGAGAGGAAAAAUAUUUUUUUCUCUACCCAUUGUAGGUUUAUGGAUGAGGCCUCUAUGACAAAAAACAGAUUAACAAGAGAAAAGCAUACAAAUUUAUUUAAUAAAUUUUUAUGUGACAUGGGAGCCUUCAUAAGGAAAUUGAGACCCACAGAAAUGGGUAAACCUGAGUAUUUUUAGGCUAGGUUUGAUAACGAGUGGAUAGUUGUGGAGAAAUAUGAUGGGAUAAAAAGGGUAUAAUGUAAUAGGAAUAAAUUGAGGAGAACUUAGAAAGGUCUGUUUGUUCAGAUUCUGCCCAUGACUGUCUUAAUCCAUUUUGUGCUGCUACAACAGAAUGGCUGAGACUAGGCAACUUAUAAACAAUAUAAGUUUACUUGUUUCAUGGUUCCAGAGUCUGAGAAGUUAAAUAUCAAGGAUCUGGCAUCUGCUGGGGGCCUUUUUGCUACAUCAUCCCAUGGCAGAAGGUAGAAGGGAAGGAGAGUGCAUAUGAGAGGGUGAGAAGUGAAGGGGGCUAGAACUCAUUAUUUUCUUAGGAACGUACUCUUAUGAUAAAUAACCCACUCCCAAGAUAAUGACAUUAAUCCAUUCCGAGUCACCUCUUAAAGAUCCCACCUCUCAACACUGUUGCAUGGGAGAUUAAGUUUUCAACACGUGCAAUUUGGGGGAUACUUUCAACUCAAAACAGUGGCGCUUCAUCUUUAGCGACAAGGAUGUUCCUUUUGUCCUGGUAUAGGGAAGCACCUCUUAGAUGAGGGUCAAUGAUCUGCUUCAAGGGAAAGUUAGAAAGUCCUUCUUAAGUUUUUUGACCAGCUUCAGCGGAGAAGUAUGGGGGCAGGUCAGAGAGACCGUCCUGCUACUGAAGGAAUUUUUCUCACAUUCCUUUAGCCUUAAAGUUUCACUAUGCCAAGGUGCCAUAUUUUGGGUUAGUAUGUUCUGAACCCCAUCAACAGCACUUACAUGUAACAUGCAGUUGGGCUUAGUGUAUUUGCAUCUGACCUUGACUAAUCAAGAGAAUUGUUCUCGAUGCCCAUGAUGAUCAAAGCUAACAUUUAUUGAACCUUUUGCUGUGUGCCAGUCACUGUGGUCAACAUUUAUACUUGAUCUUCAUAAUCACUGUAUGGCACCAUUAUUAUCCCUAUUUGGCAGAUGAGAAAACUGAUGCACAAAGUGUUUUAAUAAUUUUCCCCCAAUCACACUACCCAAUAUGUGAUGGCACUGGGACUUGGAAGUGAGCAGUCUGGCUCCCAGGUCUGUGGCCACAGCGCUGUAUCCUGCUUAGUCAUGUUCUCAUGUCACAUAUAUGCAAUUUAUGUGUGCUGUCCUAGUGUGAUAUGUCGUGAAGAAAAUUGGAAGAGCUAGAUUUGAAUAUUGAUGCCUUCAGUAAUCAGUUGGCUCUGUAAAUGUGGGCAAGUCAGCUAACCUAGAUCUGUGUGCCUGUCUUUGUUAAAUCAUUCCUUUUCUGCUUACCUUAUGGGGUUAAUAUGAAGACUGAAUGAUAAAUCACAUGGGAAAGUGCUUUGAGAAACAGCAGGCACUACACAUAUGCUAUUUAUAAGUAUAUAUUUGGUUGAUGUAGAUCUUUUGCAGAUUUCCUCAUACCAGGAUUACCUGGCUGGUCUGAUUCAUUUGGUGAGUAGGGGCUUAAUAAUAUUUGGUAAAUGCAUUUGAUAAAAAUGCUCUUUUGCCCUCCUAGUUCUCAUUCUUAUAUUUUGGGUUGUUGACACUAAAAAUCUGAAAGCUCAGAAUUUAGUCUCCUUCAUAGAACUUUAUUUUCUUUCCUACUUUUAAAAAAAUGAGCCUUUCUUAUCUCACUCCUUAGCUAGUAUUUUUAUCUUGUAGCCCAUAGGAAGGUACGACUUAUAGAAGAUUUGCAAUGAUUUCAGCAGCUUUUCAGAAGGGCUUUGAGUGAACAGUUAAUCUCUUGAGAAUGCAAAGUCAUUUGUGGUGGAGAAUCUUAGGCCAGUGUUGAGUUGCAAAUCCUGGGGAGUCCUGACUCAAGAAGAUAGGGAAUUUAAAAAGAAAGCCAGUGAAAUACAUUUGAUUCUCUUUUUCCCUGUCCUGCCUUAGCCUGCAAUGUUACUUAUUCCUUUAAGAUGCUUUAAUUGCUAAUUGUCUGCUGUUUGAUUUUGAGGUUAGUUGAAAUCACCAGGAUGAUGGAAGGCCUGACCUGACCAGACCUGAAUUCAUUGGCAAAUUCUCAACUUUUUGAAAAAUUAAUGAGUUUUGGCUGAGAUGACACCUGACUUUUUACAGCAUCUUGUUUUGAUUUAUUGUUUCUUUUGUUUACUUGUCAGAUAUUCCCGCCCAUGACAUGGAUUUACAGAGUACAAUUUUUUUUUUUUUUUUUGCAUGUUCAAAGUCAAGCUAUCCUGAUUGGUGCAACAUACAGACAUAAAAUGAUACUUUGAGGGGCAUCCUUUUGGAUACAUUUUUGUUCCUCUCUCAUUGUUUCCCUGGGAUGAAUUCUUAGACAUAGAAUUACUCCAGGAAGGGUACCAACUUAAAACAUUAAAAUCAAACCAAACAAGAAAAAGAUACAUAUUAAUAGAUUGUAUUCCCUAAAGGCUGUACUAAUUAACACUCCCACCAGUAGUGUAUGAGAAUGCAUAUCUCACGGCAACUUUGUCAUUGUUCACUUACUCUGUAGCAUCUCUGGAGUACUCACAAUCUUCUAGGUUCAGACAUUUUUCAGAAGUUUUCAAAAUCACCCCAGGUGAUUUGAAGCUGAAACCACUGGUUUAGUUGAUAGGAGAAAAGCAUUCUCUCACUAUCUCUUAGUGGUUUGAAUCUCUCUCACUAUCCCCUUAAAAUAGAUCAGUCACUUUAGGUCAUUGGUGUGUUUUGCUACACAGGACAUACUAUUCCUAAUGAACAGCCCCUUCAUCACUCUAACACUCUUGAACCACUAAUUCACAGUAGUGUCACUUCUAGGCUUAUUAAUAUAAUCUUUUGCCCAUGCAAAGCUCUCCAAUGUUCAGAUAAUUCUGCUGGAUGAUGUUACCUUUCAACUGAACCACAUCAUCUUGUUGGCAAAGCACCUCAUGAAUACUAUCUCAUUUAACUAUUGCAGGGACCUUGGAAUUAGACAUUUCCAUUCUAUUUUUACAGAGAAAGGAAAAGGAACCCAAAUAAGUAGCUUUUCUCUAAGGUUGUGCAACUUAUAAUCACAUGUUAGGAACUGAAUCAAUGUAGGUCUUCUGAUUUCAAGUUCAGAGUUUCCAGUGUUGUGUCAGAACCUGUCUUUGGCUUUCGCUAGUUCUGCUGCUUUUUUAAUGCACAAAUGGAUCUGGUUAUUGGAUUGUUAUUAAGGAUUUUUUUUUCAGUGUCUGCAUUUCUUACGCUUAUUUUCUUCUCUGUGUGCUCAUUUAGAAUUCUACAUAUUUACAGCUGUGUUUCUCAACGUUUAUUUUUAUUAUUGCUCCUCCUUCCCUAGGAAAAAAAUUUAAUUUAAUUUACAUUCUUCCUAAUGAGAAAAAUUAAAUAUUAAACUGAUAAGAACAGCUACUACACUUGAUCUUAGCCAAAAGGCUGAGAAGUGAAGAGAAAUUAAAUAUUAAGGAAUAAAAUUUUGACAGGUAGGGUUGAGCCUUGGAGGACCACAAACUAUGAUAUCUGAUGUUUUUGUUCCUCAACAACCAAUUUUAAUCUUGGGAGUUCAAAAAUGCUGUUAAUGGACACACCAAUUUAGAUGACUAACCCUGGCUAUCAGGGCAGAGAGGAGAGCUGUUGAACAUUCUGAUAGAUCUUAUAACCGUAUGUGUGCAACUAGUGGAACACAUGACACCGACAUUACUCUCAGCUCACAUCAACUAAUGACUUACAAGGAAGCUGUGCUUCAGUGUGGGUGGCUAAUUAUUCAAACUUGCAUUCUGUAUGAUUAAACCACAUGGAAUUUCACAUUUGCUUUUGUUUUCCAUAUAUUUUAUGGGUCAUAUAGAUUAUAUCUCCACCUUUCACCCACUGCCUGCCUUUUUUAUUAAAUGUGAGCUUUGUAUAAGGCUUUUGUCUACUUUUUGUCAUAGCUCUGGGCUGAACUUUUAGAUUCAUUAGUCUCUGAUUUGUGGCAGUUACCUACAUUUUUACUUACAAUUUUAGAUAAAUAAAUGCCGGCGUGUUCACAGGCAGGAAAACACUGCAUUGGUAGAUAAGGGCCAUUCCAUGCUGGGCUUGACUGGUUGCCACCAACUCUGACAUCCCUGACCCCUUGGCAGAGAAAGAAUGUAAAUGAGCGAGAAUAAAGAGCCCCAGGUAGCUUCUGUUUGUUUUUACAAGAGAACCAGAGCUAGGUGAUUUGGGAGAAUGCCAGAUAUUAUAAACACAGAGCCAGAGAAAAAGAACAAGGAUGGCAAGAAGAGUCCAGGGACUGGGGGAGGUGCACUUGCAGGGGGUGGAGGUUGGCCCAGAGGAAGGUUUUCAUUCAUUUCUGUGUGUAGAAUUUUUAAGAUUAACUUGCUAAUUUUUUUAUUGAAGUCAAGCAAGAUUUUAAAUCAUUUAUCAGGGCUCAUAGAGUACCUAUUUAUAGAAGUCAGAAUAAAAGUAAAUGAACCAUGAAUGCUAACACACAUCUAGCAAAUUUAGUAAGAUUUAAAAGUUAAAUAAACCAAUGGAGCCUGCAGAUUUUCUCCAGGGCCCCUUUACAAGUUUUAACUUUGUUUCCAUUCCCCCCCACUUCAUUUUACACACUGUCAUGUGUGAUUCUUUUAGCCUUAGCUUUUAGAAUACGAAAAUGAUUUACAAGCCUGUUUUUAGAGGCUAUUUCAUUUUUAGUUAAACGUUUACAUGAUGCUGGCUUCCUAUGUAACUGCUGAAAAACAAAAGUUUUUUUUUUCUUUUUUACAGGUGCUAGACUGUCAAUCAGGAUAAAGGAGAUUGUAUGAAUUAUUUGUUGUUGCAUAACAAAUUGCCACAAGUAAAACAACAAACAUUUAUUAUCUCAAAUUUUGUAUGGCUUAGGUGGGUCCUGUGCUUCAGGGUCUAUUACAAGGCUGCAAUCGGUUGUUAGCCAGGACAGGGAUCUCAUCUGAAAGCUCAACCGGGAAAGAUCCACUUCCAUGCUCCCAUGGUUGCCGCAUAAUCCAGUUUGUUGAGGGCUUUUGGACUGAGGGCCUCAGUUCCUAACUGCUUUGGAGGCCACCUUCAGUUCCUGGUUAUGUGGGCCUUCUCAACAUUGGAACUUGCCUCCUCAAAGCCAGCAAGAGAUAGUCUGCUGGAAAGACAUCCACCAUCUUUGCUAUAUUCUGUUGGUUAGAGAGUCACUAGAACAGCCGACACUAAAGGGCAGGAGAUUACACAAGCGCAUUAACACCAGAUCGAGGGGCACCUUAGGAUCCUAGGCCAAGGAGAUAUGUGACUCCAUCCCAACAAGCCUUCAGGAUCUUAGAUUCUUUGAGGGAAGAGACCUUUUUUUCGUAGUUAAAAUAUUUACAAAACCUUUGUGAGGUCAUAGCUAGCGCUUUGUGCUGAACUGGAUUGUGGAGCCCUGGGCUAGCACUGUGCAGGGCAUGAAAGACCAACCACUCUGUAAAUGCACAUAAAGAACAACCUCCUUGAGCAAUCUCAAGCAAGAGAAAGAAGAGGCUUCCGAGCUCCAGCAAAACAAUGGGAAAAAACAUACCCUUAUCUUUUCCUUCUCAUUUUCAAAGGUACCGUGAAUAUAAGUAGAAGAAAGACACCGUCUCUUCCUUUAAGGAACUUACAGUCUUAUGGAAGAGACACAGAUGGAAGUGCACAAUUACCGAAUAUCAUCAAAAAGCCUGAGAAAAAGUUAUGCAAAAGCUACUGUGUGAGCACAGAGGCUGUAAACCUAAUCCUAAGUUGCAGGGUGAGCAACAAGGCACUAUUUUGGAAGCAGAGAACAGCCCUCACCAGACACGGAAUCUGCUGGUGCCCUGAUCUUGGAAUUCCCACCGUCUAGAACUAUCGUUUAAAUGAGAGUUUGCAGAAGAUGAAAGGGGAGUCUUGCAUUCAGCAAUUUGCCCUGUAUUUAAUGAGCCAGCCACCUUGUGUCUUCCCCUCCUAUGACAUAGCCCUUCAGCUCACCCUACAAUUGCCACAUGAAAACUUCUCUCAUGAAACCCACAGGGUGCAAGUUCUCUCCUGUUGCCCUGAGUGCCCACUCCCAGGCCCUCUGUAUGAGUGACACUUCAGUCUGCCAUGGAACCUGGCCCUGCUCUGGCCUGGCUCCUGCUCCUGAGCCUGCUGGCGGAUUGUCUGAAAGCUGCUCAGUCCCGAGACUUCACAGUGAAAGACAUUAUCUACCUCCAUCCUUCAACCACACCAUAUCCUGGUGGAUUUAAAUGUUUCACCUGUGAAAAGGCAGCAGACAAUUAUGAGUGCAACCGAUGGGCUCCAGACAUCUACUGCCCUCGAGAGACCAGAUACUGCUACACUCAGCACACAAUGGAAGUCACAGGAAACAGUAUCUCAGUCACCAAACGCUGUGUCCCACUGGAAGAGUGCUUAUCCACUGGCUGCAGAGACUCCGAGCAUGAAGGCCACAAGGUCUGCACUUCUUGUUGUGAAGGAAAUAUCUGUAACUUGCCACUGCCCCGAAAUGAAACUGAUGCCACAUUUGCCACGACGUCACCUAUAAAUCAGACAAAUGGGCACCCACGCUGUAUGUCAGUGAUAGUGUCCUGCUUGUGGUUGUGGUUAGGGCUCAUGUUAUAGUGGCUCAGUGGCUCCAUGUGUUAAUAGCGAUCCAUGGGGAUCUCGAUGGUCCACAGACCUGCAUGAGUCAUUGGCCUGACAGUAAUUACACAUGUGAGACACAACACUCUUGGAGGUCAUCACAGCCAAGCAUUGCCACUUACCAUGAGGAAUAAAUGUUGCUUCAUUGUAGCCAUUUUGAGUCUAACCGAGACUCAUCAAAGCCUUCUGUCAGUACAGCCCAAGUUCCAUACCAUAAACGUUUGUUUUCAUUCCAAGAAGUAGUUCUGCAUUUAUCGAGAUCUGGGGUUCUUAAUUUGGAAGAAUACAUGCAUGAGAUGCAGUAGGUCCUGAGACUGUAAGAUAUUAGGAGUAUGUUAUAGGGGCAUGUAUAGAUGUGGGCUUUUCAGGAGAAAAGUAACCAUUGGUUUAAAUAUAAUCAUGAGUUCAUUUGUAGCUUUAGAAUUUUAAAACAUUGACUCCAAACUGAAUGGACUAUUUCCUUGGAAAUUCUGACUGAGUCCCUGGAAGAGUAGUAAUUCCAACAAUUCCAGCCAUUUGUUCAAUUAAUUUUCCCAACAUUCUUCUCCCAGUGCUGGGAAUCACAUUUCCUCUGUUCUGUGCAGAAGACAAAAAGGCAAUCAUAAAAGUUUGUUAUAUUUGUGGGGGUGCCUGGAGGAGGAUUUUCCUCAACUUAAUGGAGCCACUGUCCAUAAAGUGGCUGUUAUCCCUUCAUAUAAUUGGUGAGAUCAGCCUUCUCCUUGACUUGGCACCUAAUUAUGCUUCAUGAGAUCCUAGAUUCCACCUGAGUCAAUUGUGUCCAGAGCCCCAAACCAGGAUGGAGUUGUUUUCCCCAGAUAUGGGGUUCUAUUCAGCCAUAGAUAAUCUAGACAGAGGAUUUCAGAAUGAAAGGAAAAAUGUGUGGAGAUUAGUCCUAGUUCAUUCUGAGGGCCGACUAAGUGGCUCAGCCAGCUUCUUACUCCAUCUGCAGUUCAUACUGCCAAAGAGCUCCCACUUCCAAAUCCCCAGUGACUUUAUGGAGAAGAUUCUGCAUUAAAUUGUCUUUCGAAUGAUGGGGAAGCAAGGCAUAAUAUGCGAUGAUGAGGAGAAAGUAGACCAGUGAGGUGAUUGCAAGACUAACAAGGAGACUCAAUGGGAAGUUUUUCUUUCUUUUAGAUAUUGCUUUUGAAGUAGAUGGUAAAAUUUUUGUCAUCCUUCUUGUAUUUUUUGUACCCCAAGUUACAAUUUUUCUUCUUCCUUGUAAAUAAUUUAAACAGUAUUUAUUUUUGUAAGGCAUAACUAGAAACUAAAAUAUAUUCUAAAAAAUUCAUUAUUCUGAACAAAGUGAUCAAAUUAGAAUACAUAUUUUUCAACAGUGGUAGAGCUUUUAAUAUAUGUUUAUUGAAAGUUAUCUAUAAUACUUGCACCAGUGUUGAAAAAAGUUAACAUGUAGGCAAGAGCAAUAUGUUUGUCUCAAGGAUUUUUCCAUGGUUUCCUCAGUGAUGGUGUCCUGGAAUUAUUCAGGUGGUGACCAUCACUGGUCUAAGUUUGUGUGCAGGGUUUUCAGAUGUGUUUUUGUGAAACUUGGUAGAACCAUGGCUAAUAAAGAGGACAGUGUUGUCAGGGUCCAUCUGCCCUCCAUAGAAAAAUGUCUCUGGCUCAUAAAAUGAGACUCCCUCAGGGACUAAAUAUGAACUGACAGCAGUAACUCUGAUACAGAAUAAUCUAAAUUGCAUCAAAUGGCCUUAAUUCAGAGUUUGUUAGGCUUAUCAGUAUGUUGCUUUUAAUUGGGGUGGGAAAGUAGAGGGAGAGAAAGCAAGACAUUUAUUAAGCACCUCGUAUGUGCCAGGCACUAUGCUAAGCACUUUACAUAAGUUAGGAUUAAUCCCUGCAAGAAUCCUAUAAAGAAUGUUACUAGCAUUUACACUUCCCAAAUGAAGGUACCAAAGCUCAAACGCAAUGUUGUGAAGCUGUUUCCUUCAGAUUUAGGUUAUGUGGGAUGAUGUGGGAUUGAAGAGGAAAGAAAGGUGGGAUUAUCCCCCUAGGAAGACUUUCAGGCCUGACUUCAUAGGAAUUCAUCCAUCUUAUCAUGUGGAGUUUAUCUCACCCUGCUGUUGCAGGAUGCUAUUUGCAUGUGUCCCCAGGUGAUGUUUUUUCUUUGGGGAGUAGGGGUUUGGCUUCCUCAUUCAUCCCUCUUGCUAAAAGAGGAGAUAGUUGAUGUUGCAUCUAAAGAUGCUAUAAGACAAUGAAAGUUUGAUGUUGUACAUACCUACAAGUACCAUUUUUGUGCAUGAUUACACUCCACUGACAUCUUCCAAGUACUGCAUGUGAUUGAAUAAGAAACAAGAAAGUGACCACACCAAAGCCUCCCUGGCUGGUGUAGAGGGAUCAGGUCCACAGUGGUGCAGAUUCAACCACCACCCAGGGAGUGCUUGCAGACUCUGCAUAGAUGUUGCUGCAUGUGUCCCAUGUGCCUGUCAGAAUGGCAGUGUUUAAUUCUCUUGAAAGAAAGUUAUUUGCUCACUAUCCCCAGCCUCAAGGAGCCAAGGAAGAGUCAUUCACAUGGAAGGUCCGGGACUGGUCAGCCACUCUGACUUUUCUACCACAUUAAAUUCUCCAUUACAUCUCAAUAUUGGUAAUGGCUUAAGUGUAAAGAGCCAUGAUGUGUAUAUUAAGCUAUGUGCCACAUAUUUAUUUUUAGACUCUCCACAGCAUUCAUGUCAAUAUGGGAUUAAUGCCUAAACUUUGUAAAUAUUGUACAGUUUGUAAAUCAAUGAAUAAAGGUUUUGAGUGUAUCUUACCAGGCUCCUCCCUGCAAAUGCACAUGUCAAUCAAUGAUUAAUGCACCCAGGUUAUGUACAAGGCACUGGGCUUAGCACCACAGGGAACUUCCUUCCAGAGGCUUGCUUUCUAGUUGUGUAGACAAGAAUACAUGCAUGAGAAGAUACAAGACAAUUCACCCAUGCCAAAUGAUUCAUACAGGCUGUUUAAGUACUGCAGAAAAUAAAAGAAGGAAAGGCUACCAGACUUUUCAAUAAGGUCUACAGCUUCCCAAGAGCAUGUCUUUGUUAAAUCAGGAAAUAUAAAAAUUAUGUGUGUAUGUGUAUGUAUAUAUAUAUACCACCCUAUUAACUAUUUUAAAAUCGUAUUCUAUUUUGGGGGUUGUGUUAAUGAUGAUGAACCAGAAAAGAUUUUCUCUUGAUGGUUUCUUCAACAGGAAACAGAUAUUGGAAUAGUGUACAUGUCAUUUUUAUCUAUACAAUGAAUUUAUUAUAUUUUUCUUAGUAAAGUGAUAGACAUUGAAAGCAA